AUGUUAGAAAACAUAAAAUACAACACGAAGCACAAACUAAACUGCAACAGCUUUGAUACUCAAGCUGGGCUAUCACUUAUCAGCACUCGGGUUUUCCGUUCCAGUCCUCAGUUCGGUGUGACUCUGGCCACAUACGAGCUGCUCCAGAGGCUGCUGAAGUUUGACUUUGGCGGAAGACAAUUGGCGGGAAGUUCGCCAUCUGGACAUUCUCGUCCCAAGCACCACCUCGCCCCUAAAAACCCUGACCACAUCGGGGGCUACCGCCUGGCACUGGCGGCCUUCGAUGGCAUGGAGACCAAGUUUGGCCUCUGUUUCCCUAAGUUCAAGAAAGUUCAACAAUGA
Messenger RNA from Helobdella robusta, 342 nucleotides. RefSeq lists its product as hypothetical. Bases 1 to 342 code for a protein of 113 amino acids. The record is from RefSeq and is a predicted model, not a curated record. The transcript has 3 exons. Lineage: Eukaryota; Metazoa; Annelida; Clitellata; Rhynchobdellida; Glossiphoniidae.